Molecule: messenger RNA, 1165 nt
Organism: Daldinia vernicosa
Lineage: Eukaryota; Fungi; Ascomycota; Sordariomycetes; Xylariales; Hypoxylaceae
Exons: 3
Coding region: 297-1121 (274 amino acids)
Source: RefSeq, a predicted model, not a curated record
CUGCGACGCGGGUCGAAGCGCGCGCGCGAAUCUACAAGACCCUUCAUUACAUUUAUAUCAAGUACCUAAGAUCCAAACUGUCAAAAUUACUAGAUUUAACAAUUCGUGCCAACUUCGUGACAACUUCGCGUCUGUUGACUUUUAUUAUCCUUUCCGAUCCAGCAAAGAUCAAAGCCUUUUUUGCUACUGUUAAUAUUUAAACGGUAUCUGGUAUCUACUAUCUACUAUUGCACCCUUACUACUACGAAUUACAAAAUACCGGCAUCCCGCCAUCCCGCCAUCGCAGCAUACACAAGAUGGAUUCCUCGCCGAGCAAGAGACGCGUCUUGGGUUCUAUCGAUACUAAUGCUAGAAGUCCUGUUUCUACUUCGAAGCUCCAAGAAUCUAAAUCAAAAGCACUCUCACCUAUCUCGAGCAUAAUGAACAAUGCCAUUAAGCGGCCUCUUGAUCAAGAAGCCGUGAGCCAGCACCAACAGUACCCACCUACGCCACCGACCAAGAAGCAACGCCUUUCUGUUGGUGAAGAGGAAAUUGAACGUAUACCUAUAGAUGAGGAGCACGGUCCUGAAAGGGACUCUCCUCGAGAAGAAGCUGGACGUCAGCAGUCUGUAUCGCCAGAAGAAGACUCCAUGUUCCUAGAUAACUCUAUUAUCGACAUAACCCUAGAAACCGCAGUAACCGAGCCAGACAUAGAAGUUGUUGCGCCAGCUCCACCAACCCCGCCGGCGCCAACUCGAAGGCGAUCAACUAUGACUCGGGAGGAAGCUCGGCAGAAAGCAGAGAUGCUCCGACUGAGACUCAGUUUAGCUAGUUACAAAGUUCGCACUGGACAGACGGACGUGUCUCUAGAGCAGCUCGAAGCCAAGUCAUUAUUGAAAUCUGGACGGUCCAAGGAGCCAUCUUUGCCUCGACCGUCACGAAUUAUGCACGCAGGAGAGGAGCAUGACAAAGACGGAGAAGGCCGCGGGGAUAAAGUACCAUCUUCGGGGCGAAAGGCAUUGCCGACUGCGCGGCCUCUUAGUCGGGGGAGUAGUUUUGACAAGAGCCAUCCGGGGACGGAGCCGAGAGAAAUGCCCGUAUUGCCGAUAUCGUGGCCGGAUUCGCGAAGAGCGUCGCGAUAAGGGGCUGGGUAGAGAGGGGGUUUAUGGAGUUUUAGAGGAUUUAA